Messenger RNA from Paramecium pentaurelia, 1512 nucleotides. The record is from the annotation of a GenBank genome assembly. NCBI's taxonomy places the organism in Eukaryota, Ciliophora, Oligohymenophorea, Peniculida, Parameciidae.
AUGCUUGCAUCUAUUGAGAUAUUAACUAAAAAUGAAAGACUAAAAAUAAGUCAAGAAUCAGAAAGGAAAAAAUUCAAAAUAACAGGACAAACCAUUUUGAAAGGUGAUCAUAUUUCUAAUUAUGACUUUUCUAAAAGACUCUCUAAUGAAAGUAAAAAUAUUAAACUAAAGUUAAAGGUGAUAAAGGAAAUCAAUAAGCCUUACUUAUGAAAAUAGGGUAUUCAGUUACAGAUGAUCAUAAUUAAGAUUAUGAACGAAGAAAUAGAGGUUAUUCAAUUUCAACAGAUAUUUAAUCAGGAAAUAGAUUAGCAACCCUUAAAUCUGAUAGUAACACAAUUGUAAAAAGAGGUUAAAGUACAGAAAUGAAUAAUAAUUCCUAAUUUAUGAAUUGUCAAAGAACCAAUAUAUACAAUGCAAGAACAAUCAGAAAAACAUUUUAAUAUGAUGAUUCUGAUAGUGGUUUAGAGAAUCUAAAUGAUAAUACAAACAAUAAGAUUGAUAAUAAUACUUAAAUAAUUAAUAAAAAGGUUAGUUUCGAAAAAGAAAAAAUAUCAAAUAUUCCUACUAUGAUUAAGUUUAAGUUUUAAAGAAUUAGAAGAUGUUUUCAAAUAAUUAAAGCUUUAUUUAGAAUGAAGACACUUUGCAAGUAUAAUUAUGUUAAAAUCUUAGACAAAAGAAAUCUUCUUGGGCAUUAAAAUAAGAGAUUUUAAGAAGAAAUUAAAGAUCACUUAAAUUUAAUGAAAACCUUACAAUGAUAAAAAUAAAAUAAUGGACAUAAAUGGUUUUUUCAAAGAUGAUUUCAAUAAUAUAAUAAAAAAAAUUAGAUAAAUGCAAACUUAAUUUCAUUGUAAUUUCUAUCUUUUAUAUUAAAAGGACAAUCCUGAGAGUAUGUCAUUAUUAGAAAAAGAUUAAGCAAUCAUUUUUAUAUUAAAUAUCUUCACUUUUUCAAUGUCUAAUUUAGUUAUAAUGUCAUCAAGUACUAAUUUAUUAAAAGAAUUAUAAAUCAUAAUGUAUCAAGAACAAUUUUUUGAAUACAGAAAAAUAUUUAGUAAAUUUGUUAGUUAAAGAGCUAAUUAUAUCAAUUAACAAUAUUAAGAAUUAAAUCAAUAAGAAAAAUAAAUAAUCUUAUCAGAAUGUAUUAUAAUCAAUUAUUUGAUUACAAGCUUAGUUAAAUUAACAGAAACUAUAGAUAUUUUGAAAUGUAAUAAAUCAAGUAUUGAAUUUUUAAUUAGAUGUUUGAUUUCUUUAAUUCAGUAUUUUUUUAUUCAACACUUUAUAAAUUUUCCUAAAGUUGAGAUGAAAAAUUAAAAAAUUACUUUCUCAUAAUAUUAAUUAGGAAGGAAUAGUACUUCUAUAAUAAUUCUGUAAACUAAUCAAAUUAAAUCAGAUGAUCUGAUUUUUGGUACUUACACUGAAUAACAGCUAAAAGAUUUUAUUAGUAAAGAUAAUUGGUUAGAGGCAAAUAAAAAGAAGAUGAGCCAAAUAGUUACUAAUGUAAAUAGUGUAUUCUGA